UUCGCAAGUCCCAUAAGACAGCAUAAGCGCACUCCGAGUGCACAUCGUGAGAUCAAAGAAACUUUGGACGCCCAUGUCGAGUUCUCCAACGAUGAAACCGAUGGUCGAACUCAUCAUAGAAUAAACCAAUACGUAAUCCAAGAGGAAAUCGGGCGAGGCUCUUAUGGCUCUGUUCACCUCGCGACAGACCAGUUUGGAAAUGAGUUUGCUGUCAAAGAGUUCUCCAAGGUUCGCUUACGAAGGCGCGCACAGUCCAUGGCCAUGCGUCAAGGCCCCGGAGGACCAUCGCGGCGCAUGCCUGGUAGGGGUGGCAUCAUGCCUUCCCGUCUAAUGGGGUUGCGAGAUAGUGAAAAGAGCGAUGCGCUAUUCUACAUCCGAGAGGAGAUUGCCAUCAUGAAGAAGCUCAAUCAUCCCAACUUAGCCCAGCUUAUCGAGGUGCUCGAUGAUCCGGAUGAAGAUUCUCUAUAUAUUGUCAUGGAGAUGUGCAAAAAGGGGGUCAUUAUGAAGGUCGGUUUAGGUGAACAGGCAACUCCGUAUCCCGACGAGGAGUGCAGGUUUUGGUUCCGAGACUUGAUAUUAGGGAUUGAGUACUUGCAUGCCCAAGGCGUCAUUCACCGUGAUAUCAAACCCGACAACCUCCUGCUGUCAGAGGAUGAUGUCCUUAAAGUUGUCGAUUUUGGAGUCUCGGAAAUGUUCGAGAAGCCAACGAACAUGAGAACAGCCAAGUCUGCUGGAUCACCCGCCUUUUUGCCUCCUGAGCUGUGCAGCAAGCAUGACAAAGUUUCUGGAACGGCUGCAGACAUCUGGUCUAUGGGCGUCACUCUCUACUGUCUCAAAUAUGGCAGAAUACCUUUCAAUAAAGAGGCCAUGCUUGAGAUUUACGAGGCCAUCAAGACGGAAGAACCAGAACUACCAAAAGACGAGAAUCCGUCAUUCGUCCACCUUAUGGGCAGAUUGCUAGACAAGAACCCGGAAACGCGAAUCACCAUGCCCGAGCUUCGGGAGCAUCCCUGGGUGACCAAGGAGGGGACCGAUGCUUUGCUUUCGACGGAAGAAAACUGCGCCAACCCCAUAGAGCCACCAAACGAGCUGGAGCUUAGCCGUGCCUUUACUAGAAAGAUGAACCACCUUCUCUGUGUAAUGAAAGCCAUCCACCGGUUCAGGUGUUCAUUAAUAGCUAGCAGACGCAAGAAAGGCAUACUCCAGCCUGCAGACGAACAGGAGGGGCGCGAACCAACGGACACUACCAACACCAACGCAUCAGUUGCCGAUAUUGCAGCGCUCAUCACACAGCAAAAGACUAUUCUUGCGUCCGAAGCCGGAGACGAAAAGACCCAAGGUCAAGCAUCCGACACCAGCGAUCAAGAGCCACCAUUCUUGGGCAUCGGCACGGGCGCAAGGGAUGCCUUUGCGACAGACGAAGCGACCCCCGAUGUCGUGUCGGACUCGCCCACUGCGGUCGACUUCAACGUGUACGACCGAGCCUACGAGGAGGCAAUCAAGGAGCGCAUGAAACCGAACCAAUCAAACAACCCUAUCUUGUAUCUGACGAAACACAUCAAGGAGAAGGACUAUUUUAAGAAACUGGAGAACUUGGUGGAUGAGGCU
Molecule: messenger RNA, 1608 nt
Organism: Trichoderma virens Gv29-8
Lineage: Eukaryota; Fungi; Ascomycota; Sordariomycetes; Hypocreales; Hypocreaceae
Product: calcium/calmodulin-dependent protein kinase
Exons: 5
Biological process (GO): intracellular signal transduction; protein phosphorylation
Cellular component (GO): cytoplasm
Molecular function (GO): protein serine/threonine kinase activity; ATP binding
Source: RefSeq, a predicted model, not a curated record